This is a messenger RNA of Ceraceosorus guamensis, 729 nucleotides long. RefSeq lists its product as hypothetical. NCBI's taxonomy places the organism in Eukaryota, Fungi, Basidiomycota, Exobasidiomycetes, Ceraceosorales, Ceraceosoraceae. The transcript has 7 exons. Bases 1 to 729 code for a protein of 242 amino acids. The record is from RefSeq and is a predicted model, not a curated record.
AUGAUUCAGACACGAUUCGUUCAGAUUCUCUUGCUCGCAAGUUGGGCUGCGUGCCUCACUUCCAAAGCGCUUGCCAACAGUGUGGUCGGUCCCGGAGGGCGACGCAAGGCUUCCAGCCGCCUCAUGAGCGAGCUCCACCUGCGUGACCGACCUGCCAGCCACUCUUUCGCAAACGAGAGUCGUUCUGGUGCCGAUUUGUCAACAUCCGCGUGCGGCGGUGGACUGGUCCCGACCCCAAAAUUGUACGCUAGAGGCAAAGCAGACGAUAGGGUGCCGUUCAAAUUUGUAACAACAGUCUCGAAAGCGUGUAAUCAGCUCGCAGCAGAGAAGAAUGUUCCCGUCGCUGCCAUAUUUGGGCCAGCUGAACCGAACGAUCAAAGCAUUGCCAUCCGUUGCGCUUUACAGACUGUAGAGAAGAGCUGGAGUGACGUCACAGACAACAUUGCCGCAAGCGUUGGCCUGUCUGGCACUGGCAAGCCUGUAUGCGACACCAGUUAUGCAGCCGUGCCACAAAUCCUCACGGUGCAGGGAAGAACCCACAAGCAAUUGUGGCAAGCCUGGAGUAGUGCUUGCCUAGAAGUUGUGCAAGGAAAGCAUUUAGACCUUUUGCAAAUGCCAGCGCCUCAAUUGAUGGGACGCGGCGAGUGGAGGGUCCUAUGCGCUGGCAUCGACAAGUCCAACCAGCUUGUCGAUCUGACACUCGAUGGGGGCGGUCUCUUCCAGGUCUGA